AUGUUACCUCGAAAGACUACUCGCACAUGCUUGGCUUUAUGGGUCAUUGCUUCAUUUAGAACCGAGAUCAAAGAUGGUCUCGAACGUAUGUGGUACCGUGGUUCAGUGCCCUCGAGGUCAGAAGCUGGGGUGAAGAAGGUUCGAUCACCUAAUUUCUUGCAAGGGAUGCUGUAUGGAGUCCCGAACUACGACACUUGCGCCUCUCCCGAUGGACCCAUACCUUCUUCGAUGCCGGGUGAUGCACCUUUUUCACAAGGGCAAAAUUCCUAUAAACGUGCCAUUACCUGUCCCCGUGGAAUUCAAAACCUAUCUGGAGGAGUCGUUUUACUGGUUCCAUGCACAAGCUGUGAUGCGGCGGAAAUUUUUGCCGAGACUCCAUUGCUUACACGGCUUCCAAAAGCCGGUUUCGACGUGUGUUGGGUAAAUCUGCCAUUCCAUGGUCUAGGGGACAUGCAGCUUUCGGGGGAGUUCGUGGCGUACGCUGUUAGCCACCUUGCCAACUCCUCAUCUAGUGGCAAGGUAAAUGUUGUGGCCUAUAGUCAAGGCGGCGCAAACGCUCAGUGGGCUAUCACUUUUUGGCCAUCUAUCCGCAGUCAAAUCAUCAACCUCGUGACGAUAGCUUCACCACACAAAGGAACCUUAUUCACGGAUCCCAUGUGCAAGGUUCUGAACGUUAUUGGAGGAUGUUUGACUUCCGUCUUGCAGAUGAGUCCGAACUCUCGAUACAACAGUGCAGUGUUUAAAAGGUCUAUCGAAAAUGGUGGACAGGAGGCAUUAGUUCCGACCACUUCGAUCUAUACGUUUGGUGAUCAGUUGGUUUUACCUCAGGUGUCAAACUCAAACGGGGCCUCUUAUCUAUCCGGAGCUUCAAAUAUUGCCCUUUCAGAAGCAUGCGGCAGAAAUCAUAUCAUAGAGCACUUCGGUAUUGUCUAUGACAUGGCUACGUAUGGUUUGGUUUACGAUGCUUUGAGUCACGGUCGACCCGCGAGUCUAGAAAGCUUUGAUCUAUUGCGAAAGCCAUUCACGCGAAUUCUAAUGAAGGUCAUGACGCAAUCAGAUAAAAACCUUUUGAGGACAUCGCUUAAGCUUCCGUCACAUGUCCGGACAUUGUGGCGAGGGCUGGUCGGGAGACCCAUGGAUCGUCUCGAUAGGAUGAAAAAGGUCUAUACUUUCUCAGGCUUGCCCAGUGAACCACCAUUGAUGCCUUAUGUGUGUGAAAAAGGAUAUGCGCCACAGAGCCACUGCUCCACUAUUGGUUUCUGUCAGAAUCGAUCUAACAAGACCGCUAUCAAGACAUCUCGACGCAAUAUAAGCGCCAUCGCUCGCGUAUACACCACUCAAAUCGUUUUACCGUCAUUUUCCCGGUGGGUAGUGGUUGUCGGCAAGGCUGCUGAUGUCACUUCAGGAUCGUACACACACUUGCUACCAUCCUGA
Messenger RNA from Melampsora larici-populina 98AG31, 1434 nucleotides. RefSeq lists its product as uncharacterized. The transcript has 16 exons. Lineage: Eukaryota; Fungi; Basidiomycota; Pucciniomycetes; Pucciniales; Melampsoraceae. The record is from RefSeq and is a predicted model, not a curated record. The coding region runs from base 1 to 1434 and encodes 477 amino acids.